UUGGCGUGGGGGGCGGGUGCAAGUCGACUGAGUCCUCACUGCUCACGUUUGUCGUCUUCCUGCGUCUGCAGCAAGUCGGAGCGAGUCACCUGGGCGUUCAUCUUCUUCCACUUCUUGUCUUUUUCAUUGUCGCGGUCGCCCCCUUCAUCAUGUCCCUCCUGAGCGACGAUCCCAACUACCAGCGGCUGGAGAAAUGGCACCGGGGCAAUGGCGGAAGUAUGAAGAUGAGGGACAUGUUCGCCGCCGAGCCCGACCGCUUCAGUCGCUUCAGUGUGCAGGUGGAGACGCCUGAAGGCGACCUCCUGCUGGACUACUCCAAGAAUCUCAUCACCCCGGAAGUCAUGUCCAUGCUCAUCGCCAUGGCCGAGUCCCGAGGGGUGAAGCAGGCCCGGGAAAGCAUGUUCAAAGGGGACAAGAUCAACUUCACCGAGGGUCGCGCUGUGCUGCAUGUGGCCCUGCGCAAUCGCUCCAACGUUCCCAUCCUGGUGGAUGGAAAAGAUGUCAUGCCCGAGGUCAACCGCGUGCUGGACAAGAUGAAAGUCUUCUCGCAGAAAGUGCGCAGCGGCGAGUGGAAAGGUUUCACGGGCAAAAGCAUCACGGACGUGGUCAACAUUGGCAUUGGGGGCUCCGACCUGGGUCCGUUGAUGGUAACGGAGGCGUUGAAGAGCUACUCGGCGGGCGGCCCCAGCGUCUGGUUUGUUUCCAACAUUGACGGCACUCAUCUGGCCAAAACGCUGGCUCAGCUUGACCCGGAGACGACCCUCUUCGUCAUUGCCUCCAAGACGUUCACCACGCAGGAGACCAUCACCAAUGCUGAGUCCGCCAGGGACUGGUUCCUUCGCGCCGCCAACAACAAAAGUGCUGUUGCCAAACACUUUGUGGCUCUCUCCACCAACGCGGUCAAAGUGCAGGAAUUUGGAAUCGACACGGCAAACAUGUUUGAGUUCUGGGAUUGGGUCGGAGGUCGUUACUCGCUGUGGUCCGCCAUUGGCCUUUCCAUCGCGCUGCACAUCGGUUUCGACGGCUUCGAGCGGCUUCUGAGCGGCGCGCACUGGAUGGACAAUCACUUUGUGAACACCGGUCUGGACGAGAACAUCCCGGUCCUGCUGGCGCUUUUGGGUGUUUGGUACGGCAACUUCUUCCAGGCAGAGACGCAUGCCAUGCUGCCCUACGACCAGUACAUGCACCGCUUUGCCGCCUACUUCCAGCAGGGCGACAUGGAGUCCAACGGCAAGUAUAUCACCAAAGAUGGAAGUCGGGUCAACUAUCACACCGGGCCCAUUGUGUGGGGUGAGCCAGGAACAAACGGCCAGCACGCCUUCUACCAGCUCAUACACCAAGGCACCCGCAUGAUUCCUGCUGACUUCCUCAUUCCGGCGCAGUCGCAAAAUCCCAUCAGAGACAACCUGCACCACAAGAUCCUGUGUGCCAACUUCCUGGCUCAGACGGAGGCCCUGAUGAAAGGCAAAACGGAGGCGGAGGCUCGCCAGGAGCUGAAGGCUUCCGGCUUGUCGGGACAAGCCCUGGACAAACUUCUUCCUCACAAAGUCUUCGAGGGCAACAAGCCCAGCAAUUCAAUUGUCUUCAAGAAACUGACGCCCUUCAUGCUGGGAGCGCUCAUCGCCAUGUACGAGCACAAGAUCUUUGUCCAAGGCGUCAUCUGGGGCAUCAACAGCUACGACCAGUGGGGCGUGGAGCUGGGCAAACAGCUGGCCAAAAAGAUCGAACCGGAGCUACGUGACGCCACCCAGGUUUCGUCUCACGACACCUCCACCAACGGACUCAUCAACUUCCUCAAGAAGAACUUUGCUUGACUUUGUCACAUCACAUUGCCGCACCUACUUUGUCUCAUCCCCGUGUAGUGUCUCACGUCUUGUCAGAAAAAAAAAAGACCACGCAAACGCUUCCUGCGGUUUAAUAGGCCCUUAGUGCAGCCAGCAGUGGUGAAAAUCUUUGUCAGCAAACAAUAAAAAUGUCCAAAUA
This is a messenger RNA of Syngnathus typhle (broad-nosed pipefish), 1983 nucleotides long. RefSeq names its product glucose-6-phosphate isomerase-like. The record is from RefSeq and is a predicted model, not a curated record. Lineage: Eukaryota; Metazoa; Chordata; Actinopteri; Syngnathiformes; Syngnathidae. Gene Ontology annotation, biological process: gluconeogenesis; glucose 6-phosphate metabolic process; glycolytic process. The coding region runs from base 150 to 1814 and encodes 554 amino acids. Gene Ontology annotation, cellular component: cytosol. The transcript has 18 exons. Gene Ontology annotation, molecular function: glucose-6-phosphate isomerase activity; carbohydrate derivative binding; monosaccharide binding.